Pyricularia grisea is the source of this 1626-nucleotide messenger RNA. RefSeq lists its product as uncharacterized. The record is from RefSeq and is a predicted model, not a curated record. The transcript has 3 exons. NCBI's taxonomy places the organism in Eukaryota, Fungi, Ascomycota, Sordariomycetes, Magnaporthales, Pyriculariaceae. The coding region runs from base 1 to 1626 and encodes 541 amino acids.
AUGAAGGCCCUUCAACAGGUACUAGAUGCCGUGAUUGCCGCUACCACGCUUUCGCUGCGGUACUCAUCGAUUCUCUUUGUGCGCUUUUAUCCGAUUGCCCGAUACUGGCCUAGGAUAUAUACCACAUUUGCUGCAUAUGCUCUGUUGGCUCUUGUGCAGCUGCACCUCACCCGCAGACAUGCACGCAACACACGGCAUCCUAUCUUGGUUGUCCUGUUGGGCUGGGUUGACAUUACAAGACCCUUGCUCUCUGCUUUAGGCGCCCUUGCCAACAUUUUAUGUGUCGUGUCUGCGGUAGACUUUGUGUACAGGGCUCAUUACUUCCAUCAAAGUCAUGGGCUAUCAUUCUCCCGCAUGGGGUAUACCACCUUCAACUCCGCUAGCAUCGUCAUCCGGGCCCCUGAUUCCCCGAUUGUGGAGAUAAGUGCCAAGCCAGACUUUGCAACGCCGGGCGACUCAAAAUCCAUCAUCAUCAAUGGCCUUUCGGAAGAAACCGAUUGGGUAGGGACUGCAACAUUGAAGAACCUACUACCAGAUACGCCGUAUGUAUACAUCACAAACGCCAGCCAUUCCGGCUCCUUCAAAACCGCCAAGCAACACCCAAAGCAGUGGACCAUGGUCCAGACGAGCUGCAUCAAGCCCUUCUACCCCUACCACCCGGCAGACCACGCUCUCAGCAUCAAGGGGCUCCAACACCUCGGCCGGUACCUGAGCAACCGGACCGUCGACUUCAUGCUGUUCCUGGGCGACUUCAUCUACAUCGACCUCCCCUACCCGAUCGGCUGGACGCAGCGCCACUACACAGACCUGUACCGCCAGACGUACGCAUCACCGAGCUGGACGCCGGCGCUGCGGGCGCUGCCGUGGCUGCACGUCUACGACGACCACGAGUUCGUCAACGACUGGUCCGGCAACGAGACGGGGCUGUACCAGGCCGCCGUGGCGCCAUACUGGCACUACCAGGGCCACGCGAAUCCCGCUUCGUCGUCGUCGUAUUAUACGUUUGCCCGCGGCGACGUCGCCUUCUUCGUCCUCGACACGCGCCGGUACCGGUCGCCGUCGGAGCGGCCAGACGGGCCCGGCAAGACCAUGCUGGGGUCUGUUCAGCUGGCCCACCUGCGCGAGUGGCUGCGCGAGGAACCCAGGUGGAAGGUGGUGGUGAGCAGCGUGCCCUGGACCCUGACCUGGGUCAGCCCGGACGAGGGGGAUCGGUGGGCCGGAUACCUGCAUGAGCGGGAGAUGAUUUACGAGUGGAUGAGGGAGACGGACGGGGUGCUUCUGCUCAGCGGGGUGCGCGGCGAGCUAAACAGCAGAGGACAGGAUCGACACGAACACACCACUACUGUGUUUCCUCCUCCCUCUGGCAAAGGUAAAACGCUCAUCGAAUUCUCCACUUCGGCGUUGAAUCAGUUCCACGAGCCAUUCGAUCGCUUUCACGUCGCCGCCAAUGGCAAUGACCACGCCGUGUACAAUCACUACAAAGGCAACUCAAAAUUUGCCUCGAUAUCAUUCGACACGACAGAUCCAAUGCACUGGAAGGUGAAUUUCGAUCUGGUCGUGGAUGGGGAAAAGGUUUGGGAGUACGAGUGGGAGUAUGAGAAGGCAGCCAGCUCGCGCCAAGACUAG